Messenger RNA from Danaus chrysippus (African queen), 4083 nucleotides. The record is from the annotation of a GenBank genome assembly. NCBI's taxonomy places the organism in Eukaryota, Metazoa, Arthropoda, Insecta, Lepidoptera, Nymphalidae.
AUGGAAUCGAAAGUUGUGUUGAAGGAGAAAAAUCCACACGAUAAAGCGAAUAUCUUCUCAAAAAUAUUCUUAUGGUGGAGCUUCAAGUUAUUCAAAAGAGGAUACAAAACGGGAUUGACAAUUGAUGAUCUAUGGCAGGCCCGCAGUGUGGACCAAUCGAGCAGACUCGGGGACCGGCUCGAAGAGGCUUGGGAAAGGGAAGUUGAAAGAUCUCGUAAAAAUAAUAGCAAACCAUCACUCUCCAGAGCCAUUGUCAGCUGUUUCUGGGUAGAGUAUAUGACAUGCGGGAUCUUCGUCGGUAUUUUGUUCAUUGUAAUAUGGCCUCUGAUCCCAUACACUCUAGCUUUAUUCAUAAAAUAUUUUUCGUCUGAAAAAACGCCUGAAUCGUAUAGAAAUGCGCACAUACAUAACUUUUUAUUGAAUUUUCUAUCCAUCUUAUCGGCUCUUAUGUUGAAUCAUACUAAUUUAUCUCAGGGUUGUGUUGGUAUGAGGGUGAGGAUAGCCUCAUGUUCUCUCAUCUAUAGGAAGAUAUUGAAACUGAACCGUGUUGGUAUAAGUAAAACUGAUUCCGGCCAAGUCAUCAAUUUGAUGUCAAACGAUGUAAACAGAUUCGACAUAGCGUCAACAUUAUUGAAUUUUCUGUGGGUGAUGCCAAUCGUGGUGCCAGUAGUUUCUUACCUGGUUUGGCAACACAUUGGAUACGCUACAUUGGCUGCUCUUGCUGUUAUAUUUCUCCAAACAGUCACAGUGCAAGCUUAUUUGAGUAAUCGUCAGGGUAUACUGAGGGGGAAAAUAGCAAAACGUACCGAUGAAAGGGUGAAAGUUAUGAGCGAAUUAGUCAAUGGAGUUCAGGUCAUCAAAAUGUAUGCUUGGGAGAAGCCUUUCGAAAAGCUUGUAGACAAACUUAGAAAAAUUGAAAUAAAGUUUAUAUUGCGUACAUCGUUUAUCAAAGGUUUCUCUACCGCAUUGAGCGUGUUCACGGAACGAUUCAUUCUUUUCUCUGCUAUCGUCACUUUCGUGGUUAUCGGAGGAGAGAUUAGUUCAGACAUCACAUUCUCUCUCGUUCAAUAUUAUAACUUGAUGCAGCUAGCCUGUAAUAUAUUCUUUCCCCUGGCUCUGGCGUUCCUCGCGGAAUCCAAAGUAUCCAUACGCCGAUUGGAGGAAUUUCUGGCUCUCGAAGAAUUGGAAAGUGAUAAUCCAAAAAUAGCUAGUUUCAACGCUAAUCCUAAUGCGUUGCUUAAUGGAAAGGACAGCGAAAAGGAGAAUUCAAAUAACAGAGUGAAGCCGACGGGACUGAUUAUAUCAAAUGCUACAGCAAGCUGGCAGCCCAACCCUAUAGUGCAUACAUUGAGGAACAUUACUCUUAAUGUUCAGCCUGGAGAAUUUAUAGGGGUCGCUGGUCUUGUAGGAUCUGGAAAGUCGUCCUUCCUCCAACUAGUCCUUGGUGAGUUACGACCUUCUAAAGGUACGGUGUCCCUGGGAGGAGCCAGAGUAUCCUAUGCCAGCCAAGAACCUUGGCUCUUCGUGGCCACAAUCAGACAGAACAUACUCUUCGGCCUUCCAUACGACCGGUUGAAGUAUAAAAAGGUGGUGACGGCGUGUGCAUUGUUACGUGAUUUCGAACAGAUGCCGGCUGGUGACUCCACCCUGGUUGGUGAAAGAGGCAUCAGUCUGAGUGGAGGGCAGCGAGCGAGAAUCGGUCUAGCACGGGCCUGUUAUAGAAAUGCCGAUAUUUAUCUGUUGGACGAUCCGCUAUCGGCCGUCGACACUCACGUCGGUAAACACAUAGUGUCUGAAUGUGUGAUGGGACUUUUGAGACACUCCACGAGGAUUCUGGUCACGCAUCAGCUACACCAUCUCAAGCAAGCCGACAGAGUCGUCAUACUACACAAUGGCGAGGUGGAAACGACUGGUACAUUCGAAGAGGUGUCAAAGUGUCCAUUAUUCAAGGAGCUUGAGGAUGAAGAGCAAUCUCCAGAUGACUCCACCAGUCCACAGAUACUCAGGAAAAGAACUCUCUCCGUACAGUCUCACUCGAGCGUAAGUACUACAGCGGAGUCACCUCAAGAAGAACAGGUGGAGCCAGAAGAGAGCGACGAGCUGAUGGAAAAAGGUCGCGUGUCCAGUUCCGUCUACAUGAAGUACUUCCGUGCUGGCGCCAACUGGUUUCUAUUAUUGACAACCAUCAUAUCCAUACUACUGGCUCAAAUCAUCACUUCAGUCAGCGAUCUCUGGCUCACACACUGGAUGAACACGGUGGAAGAAAGGAAAUUAAACGAUUAUUCGCCAGAACCUCUAGCUGCUGAAUUGACAAAUGCAUCAGAUGCCGUGCAGAAUGCUUCACUAGUCACUGAAGCCCCAAUGUACUCUUCAACCACGAAUCUAUCAGUGAUCGGUACCAUCGUUAAAACCGCUUUAACUAUUCAGGAUAUAGUAAGCGAGGAGCCGGUGCACCACUUAUUCUUUAUAUACAUAUGGGGCGCCGCUAUAUUGGGAUGCAUUUUACUCACUACUGGAAGAUCCAUAUUAUUCCUGUACGUGUGUAUGAAGAGUUCCAUAAAGCUUCACAAUCAGAUGUUCAGUAAUAUACUAUCAGCUACGAUGCGUUUCUUCGACACGAAUCCCUCGGGUCGUAUCCUGAACAGGUUCUCUAAGGACAUGGGGGUCGUUGACGAGAUAUUACCCAAAAUGUAUUUGGACAGCAUUCAGAUGUUCAUGGUGAUGACUGGUAUCCUGGUGAUGGUCGCUAUCGUGAGCCCCUACAUGAUGCUGACCACCCUCGUCUGCGGUAUAUUCAUGUAUAUAUGGACAGUCAUAUAUCUUUCCACAGCACAGGCAAUAAAACGAGUUGAAGGUGUAUCUCGCAGUCCAGUAUUUUCCCAUGUCUCAGCCAGCAUGUCUGGUUUAGCGACUAUUCGUGCUUGCGACGCCGUACACAUUUUAAAAGUUCAGUUUGACGACAAACAAGACAUACAUACCGCGGCUUGGUACUUAAGUCUUAUCACAAAUACAACGUUCGCGAUAUGGCUGAGUCUCAUUUCGGCAUGUUAUGUAAUAGUCGUCGCUUACACAUUCCUCUUAAUGGACGACGGUACAACAAGGUCUGGUAACGUCGGUCUGGCUAUCAGUCAAGGUCUUAUAUUGGUGAACAUGGUUCAGUAUGGUAUAAAGCAGACCACUGAGGUCAUAUCUCAGAUGACGAGUGUCGAACGAGUGUUGCAGUUCACGAAACUGCCCCAAGAAGUGACGGAUGGUCCCUCACCACCUAAGGAUUGGCCUCAGCGCGCCAAGCUGGUGUUCAAAGAUUUAUAUCUCAGAUAUGAUAGAGAAGCAGAGCCCGUACUUAAAAACUUGAACAUAGUCAUCGAGAGUGGAUGGAAGGUCGGUGUAGUUGGUCGUACCGGUGCAGGCAAGUCGUCACUCAUAUCAGCACUCUUCCGUUUAGCGCCGAUCGAUGGAAAUGUGUACAUUGAUGACGUAGAAACGGGACAGAUAGCACUCAAGGAACUAAGGUCGAAGAUCGCAAUUAUUCCACAAGAGCCGGUUCUAUUUUCGGCCAGUUUACGUUACAACUUGGAUCCCUUUGAUAAAUAUACGGAUGCCGAUAUCUGGAAUGCUUUAGAACAGGUGGAGUUGAAGCAUAGUGUAUCCUCAUUAUCAGCGGAGGUGGAGUCCGGUGGUGUGAACUUCAGCGCUGGACAGAGACAGCUGCUGUGUCUGGCGCGAGCUGCUCUCGCGAGGAACAAGCUGCUCGUGCUGGAUGAGGCUACCGCUAAUGUUGACCCCAACACUGAUGCUCUUAUACAGAAGUCUAUUCGGAAACAUUUUUCUGAAUGUACCGUACUGACUGUGGCGCAUCGCCUCCACACUGUUGCUGAUUCCGACCGAGUUAUUGUGAUGGAGGCUGGAGAAAUUAUGGAGUGUGGCCAUCCUCACGAGUUGUUACAAAAAGAUGACGGAUACUUCACUCGUAUGGUGAAACAACUCGGGAGUGCCUCAGAGCAGAGUCUUCGAGAACUUGCCCACAAAGCCUAUUUAGCACAUAUUAAAUAUGUCGACGCCGAUGAGCAACCUGCCUUAUAG